Molecule: messenger RNA, 1458 nt
Organism: Trichomonas vaginalis G3
Lineage: Eukaryota; Parabasalia; Trichomonadida; Trichomonadidae
Product: ribonuclease inhibitor domain-containing protein
Exons: 1
Coding region: 1-1458 (485 amino acids)
Source: RefSeq, a predicted model, not a curated record
AUGCUAUUUAUUCUUUUAUCCAUUGUAGGAUCAGUUCCAACAUACACUGUUAAUGACAGAACAUUGAUCAUUGAUGGAGAUGGCAUCAUUGAGCAAAAUGAUGUUCAGAAAAACAUUCCUUCAGGUUGUGAAAAAGUUAUCAUUCAAGGCAAUGUUUCCGAAAUCGGAGACUAUGCCUUCAAUAGUUCAACAUCACUUGUUACUGUUGAUGUUACCGCUCCAAUUGUUAGAAUUGGAAACGGUUCUUUCUUCCACUGUAAUAAGUUAGUCAAUUUCACCAACCCACCAACAUGCGAAUUCGUUGGUGACAGUGCUUUCAGAUUUGGCUACUCAUUAGUCACUUUCUUAUCCACAAAAACAACAUAUUACUACGGUAAAUACUGUUUUGAUUCAGAUGAAGCACUCCAAAGAUUUGAUGUCUUUGAACAUCCGAAUGCAACAGAUCCAACAGGAGUCGUUCAGAUAGGUUAUAAGUGCUUCUUUAGCUGCAAACAUUUAGUCGAAUUAUUCUUACCGCCUCUCACCACAAUAAUUGACGACCACGCUUUCUACAACUGUGAGGCUAUUGUUAAUGCCUCAAUUCCACUUACAAUUAGAUCUAUUGGUAAGUUUUCCUUCUUCAAUUGCAAGGGAUUUACAGAUCUCGAGUUUCCAAACGUUGAAACUGUCAAAGCAGAUGCUUUUGCUUCAUGCGAGCGCUUAACAAACAUCACUUUCGGUGCAGGUUUGACAAUCUUAGAUGAAUAUGUCUUCUUAGACUGCGAAUCCCUCCAGUACGUCAAUGGAAUCUCCAAUGUUAAAGAGAUAAGAGAGGGCGCAUUCAAAGAUUGUGAUUUAUUGAGAGGUUUCACAAUUCCAGAUGGAGUAGAAGUUAUCUCGACAAAAGCAUUCUCAAAGUCAGCAAUUACCACAAUUAUAAUACCACCAUCAGUGAGGAUGAUUGGUCCGAACGCCUUCUCAUCUUGUUCCCAAUUAACAACCGUUAACUUUUCCAGUGGAUCAAAUGUUGAAUACAUUGCUGACUUUGCAUUCAAAGACUGUGUUAACCUUACAUCAUUUGAUUUCGGAUCUAAACUUACUAAGAUCGGAAAAUUAGCUUUUACAAACACAGCUUUGAAGUCAAUUACCAUUGCAGCAAGUGUUACAUCAAUUGAUUCCACAGCAUUCUCAGAUAUCAGCACUAUUUCUGAGAUCAAAGUUGACGCAAGCAAUCAAUAUUACGUCAAUGGUGCCUGUGGAGCUGUUUACAGCAAAGACAAGACUUCACUCUGCUGGUUCAUUCCAACAUACACAGGAGAAUUCAAGUACGAACAAGAGUUGACAACAAUCAUGCAGUACGCAUUCUCUGGUGCAACAAUUUCAGAAGUUUCCAUUCCAGAGUCAGUUACAACAAUUGAAAAAGAUGCAUUUGCAUCAUCUUUGAUCCAAACAAUCAAAGUUCCAGGCAAAUUCAAAUAA